This is a messenger RNA of Xyrichtys novacula (pearly razorfish), 5780 nucleotides long. The record is from the annotation of a GenBank genome assembly. NCBI's taxonomy places the organism in Eukaryota, Metazoa, Chordata, Actinopteri, Labriformes, Labridae.
AGCUUUGGCCUCUCCUCAUCGUGGCGGGAGCUGAAAUGAAUCCGUGAAGUAAACAAGAAGGUCUGUGCAGAGGAGUAACAUCAGUGGACUCAGUCAGUUUAUUUUAUUUUAUCUGGCCAUGAGCAGGUUACGUUCAGCGGUUAAUAAGGGGAAGAGCGUCGCACAGGAGAUGGUAGAAACAGCGAAACCAAAGAGGAAGAAGUCAGGGACUGCUGUCAGAGAAGAAGGUAGGUGCAGAAGUCAGUGGAAGUAAGGGCGAGUAACAUAAUUUAUCACCCAUGGAAUGACAGAAAUGAUUAAAGGGGAGCGUGGCUGUCCUCCUUUAAGGCAUCUAACACUUAAAGUGUACUCUACAGUUUUAUGUACUGCAAGAAAAUCCAGAGGUCACUUUUUUGUUUUUGCUUUACGCAAUUGAAGGGGAUCUAGAGGAAACUUCUCAUAUUUUACACGCUAGAAGGGCAACAAGAGGCGACUCUGUCAUAUUUCAACCUUUUAACCCGAGAACAUUAUUGCUAAAAUGAGUAAUAUAUAUAUAAAUAUAUAUAUAAAAAUAUGAGUAUCAUAUAUAUAUGAUACUCAGACAAACGCAACGUAAUGAAAAUCACGUAAACAUGUUUGGUCGGUGAAAGUCACCCGGCGAUAGUGUUCUAGGGUUAAAAAGCAGCUUCUUUACCAUUUUUAUAUAUUAUCCACUAAGACGGCACCAGAGAGGGCAUUGGAUUUUUUCAGACAUGGGGGCACAAUGAGAGGUUAUCAUCCCUCACCUGAGUACUCCACUGAUUACAGCGAUCAUCAAAAUUUACAAAACCACAUUUUACCUCAUGGGCAUAUACUUUGCAUUCAGUAUCACACUUGCUGAGAACACUUCACAUAGCUUGGAAAUCCCUGUAUCAACCAAUCAAUCUUUAUUUAGAGUGCCAAAUCACAUCAGAUGUCACCUCAGGAUGCUGUACAGACAGAGCAGGUCUGGUCCAUACUCUGUGGGUGUAGCGAUAAUACUGAUACAAGAAAAAUGUGCUUUCCUUUCCUCUCGUCUUUGUUUGAGUCAGUUCUCAGUACCCUUAUAAGGAUAGUCCGAUAACAGGGAAUUAUGGUAAUCCAGCUGAGAGGUAAUAACAGUUGUUCUGAGAAAUGAUGUGUCUGAUUUUUCUGAUCAAAUAGAACUCCCAUAUUCCCAGACAGUAGUACUAGAUGCCAGGCUGAUGCUAUCUAAUGUAGUCAUAUCAUCAGAAAAGGACUCUUUUGGGUGUUUUGGGCCAAGAACUGUUACUUCAGUGUAGUCUGAGUUGAGCAGCAAAAAAAUUCUGGUUAUUCAGGUUUAUCUUAGCAUAGUUAUCUGCAUGUUGUUAGCUCUCUCACAUAAACAUAUCUUGUAACCACCCCAGCCCCAAAUUUGAACCAUUUAUUUGACAAGUUGUUCAGGUUUGAAUGUUUAUGUUUUUUUCUGCUUUUUUUUAGAGAAAUCCACAAAUGCCACCCUCAUGUCCACAUACCACACUUUCCCUGACCCCGCUGAUGUUGUUCUGCUGCGCUCUCACCUGCUCAAUUGGUAUGACAAAGAGAAGAGAGAGCUGCCAUGGAGGACUCUGGUAAAUAAAGGUUUUCUCUUUUUAAUGGUUUAUUAUCCUGAAAGAAAAUAAUGUGUUGAAGUAGGUGUGGUUAUGUAGCAGUAUGCAUGUUACAUGUUCACUUUUUUCAAUUUAGUAAGGAUGCUUUUAUUAGAGAUUUACGUCUGUCUCUAUGUUGUCACCUUUUUUCAAACUGUGGUCAGAUAAAAAUUAAGUUUUUUUGUCUUUCUUAUAAUUGUAGAAUGUAACGUAAGAUGCCUUUGUCAGAUUUUAAACAGUCAUAUGGUUAUUAAUGUGUCAUUGUGUUAUAGAAUAAAGGCUCUAAUACCAUUAUGUAAAAUUAGUGGGUAUAUAUUUGUGGUUUGGUACAGAAAGUAACUGGGAGUUAGCUUUUUUUCAUCAGGGUGGGGAUCUACAAAGUUACUAUAAACUUUAAGAAGAAGAAGAAAAACUUUAUUGAUCCCCGAAGGGAAAUUCAAUUGUCUGUUGUCUCAUGUAAUAUGUCUAUAAAAGUUAUCUGGUAUUUACAUAAGAGCUAUAAAGCCUGAUGGCUGUUGUUAUUUUUCAUACAAAGUUGGAUAAUGUGAAAACAAUGCUGACAGUUUCUGUUUGGUAAAAUAACCAGCUGACUUUUUAUAUUACACAGGCUGUGACAGAGUCAGACCUCAACAUCAGGACAUAUGCAGGUAAAAAAAAAUCUUUUCAGUAUCUAACACCAUUUAUGUCACUGCUUUGGUGUCUCUUAACAAGACAGUUUCUCUGGUCUUUAUAGUCUGGGUUUCAGAAAUCAUGCUGCAGCAGACCCAAGUAGCCACAGUGAUAGAUUACUACAACAAAUGGAUGAAGGUUAGUAUUUUUUCUCUCAUGUAGAAAAUCUCUCGCAUUGGUUUUUCCUCAUUUGAACCUUUUCCUUCGUUCUGUUCCAGCGGUGGCCCACUGUACAGGAUCUUGCUGCUGCUACACUAGAGGUAAUGAUUAAAAAAGCUGUUGCUGGUAGUCAUGGUGAUCUUAAAUUGACUUCUAAAAAAACAGUGUUAAUUGUGUUCAUGUGUAGGAAGUGAAUCAGAUGUGGGCAGGCCUUGGCUACUACUCUAGAGGAAAAAGACUACACGAAGGAUCUCAGAAGGUCAGUGAAGAGCUUUGUAAACCUGGUCUGACUGUAGUUUCCCUCUCUCUCUUGCACUCGGUCGACUUUUUCAGACUCAAGACUUUAUAGAAGACCCAGGAUGUUUAUGUAAAUCAUUGACCGUUAGAGUAUACAUUUGAAGUGUAUUUUUGGACUGUAUCAGGUGGUGUCAGAGCUGAAGGGACAGAUGCCUCGCACAGUCGACAGCCUGUUAAAACAGCUGCCAGGAGUGGGACGCUACACUGCAGCGGCUAUUGGCUCCAUUUCUCUGGGCCAGGUGAGUCAUUAUACACAUCAAAACAGCUGGAGAAACAUCUCAAUAGCUACACUUUCUCAUUACUCCCUAAAUCCCUCUUGACUAGGUCACUGGAGCUGUGGAUGGCAAUGUGAUUCGAGUGCUGUGUCGUCUGAGGGCCAUUGGAGCUGACAGCACAAGUUCUACAGUAACAGAGGCUCUGUGGUGAGAUUGAACAUCAUGACUAUCUCCACGUACCGUAAUCUGACCAUGAUGUCUAAUUUUGCAUCACUUUCACAUUUGUGCUGAGUUUUAAGUUUCAACACUUCUCCUAUAAGAGCCUCAACAUGCAGUCAUGUCCACUCUCAGGAAUCUAGCUAAUAAACUGGUGGAUCCUGAGAGAUCUGGAGACUUUAACCAGGCCAUGAUGGAGCUGGGUGCAAGAAUCUGCACCCCCAAAGGACCUUUGUGCAGCCAGUGUCCCAUACAGACUCACUGUCACUCCUACAGGAAGGUGAGAAGAAUGCUGAGUGUCAAAGCAAUGCUAGUAGGUAAUUGCAACGGUCUGUGCUUUUAUUUCCAAUGAUAAUUUAAUUUAAUUUAAUUUUAAUUAACAAGGUUUUGUUUGUCUCUUUUACUUAUCUUUUAUAUCUGGACUUAUUUCCGUACUCACCUGUACUGUAUUCGUAUUUGUGUCUAUAUCUGUACUUAUCUUAUGUACCGUUUUUGUUUAUCUUAUUUUAUAUACAGCGCUUUGUAAUUUUGAUCUGUGAAAAGCACUCUAUAAAUAAACUUAACUUACUUACUUACUUACUAACAAAAGCUUGGUGCUAGCAUUUACGUGUUGUAGAGUGCAUGAUAGUGGUCUUAUAUUGUGUUGAAUUGUGCAGGUUCACAUCAAACAAGAGAAAAACUCCCAGAAGCUGUUGGGGAAGCAGGAUAAGAAGCUGUCCUCCCUGCCUGAUAUAGAAGACUGUGGUAAAUGUCCUAAUUCAGAUCCCUACACCUUCCUCUGGUUAUAACAUUAGAUUAAAAGACUUUUUCUUCUCUGUCAGUGGACGGCCGGGAAUGUCUGUUGUGUCCCUCUGAGCCCUGGGAUGAUGAGCUGGGUGUUCAGAACUUCCCCAGAAAGCCAGCAAAGAAGCCGCCCCGCGUGGAGCGAACUCUGACCUGUGUGGUGAUCAGAACAGGCGAGGAGGGCGAGGACGAGUACCUGCUUACACAGAGGCCGAACAAAGGUUAGUAUGGUCAACACAUCAGAGGUCACACUCUUAUUCCUACUUGACUUUUUAUUCACAGCUUUCACUCCAGUCCUGCCUGUGUCGAUUUGGCUGUACUUUCUGCCUAGUUUUACUCUAUCAUUGUUAUCUUAUGUGAUAAAUUUUGAAAUACUGACGGCAAAAUCUAAUAAAUGAUGAAACCUUGUAUAAAACACAUUAGUAUAUAAAUUAAAUAUGUUAAUAAUAGGAUGAGCCUUAAGUAGUGUUUGUUUAUCAACAGGUUUGCUGGCAGGCAUGUGGGAGUUUCCAAGUGUCCUGCUGGAGGAGAAAAACUCUGAGGUGGAUCAGAAGAGGGUGCUGUGUUCAGAGAUCAACAGGUUACUAGGAACCAGUCUGACAGAAAGUCUUUUCCAGUAUGUAGGAGAGGUAAUGAGAACAUGAUGAGUACAACCUGUACAACCUGACACACAUUUUUAUGCAGAAUAAACUCCUUUUUACCCCCCUGUUUACAACUUCUGAUGGGCCACUGAUGUGGUCUUUGCAGGUUGUCCACAUCUUCUCCCACAUCCACCAGACGUACCUGGUUCACAGUGUUUGUUUGAGGAACGGUGGGACACAAACACAGACUGAAAAUGCACAGUGGCUGAGCAGAUCGGCUAUACAGGAAGCUGCUGUGUCCACAGGAGUGAAAAAGGUUUUUACUUUGUUUGCUCAGAGUCUAGGGAGGUGUGUGAGUUUGCAGUCUGCUGCAUCAGGAGUAGACUACAGUAUCUCUCACAGGCUUUUACAGAUUACAGAGAAGAGAUUAUGUGAAGAGAAGAUGAAACAAAUCAAAAUGUUGUGUCUCCUGCAGAUUGUGAAGCUUUGUAGUGAAAACGAACAAACCACCAAGGUAAAAGCUCUUUAUUUCUGUGUACUGAAACCUGAAUCUCACUCUAUACUCCUGUACUAAAACAGAUUCUAUGUGUAUUAUUUGUUUCUUCUUUCUUUACUCAGGAUGGAAAAAGGAAAAAGCCCACUGACACGAAGAAUGUCAAGAAACAACCAACUUCUAAAAAAGCCAAAGUGGACGCCGCUCACACAGGCAGCAGACAGCUCUCUCUCAGUUCCUUCUUUAAAGCAGUAAAAGAAGAGUCUGUCUGAAGCAUGCAAACGUCCCUCACUGUGCCUUUUCAGGAGUAUGUGCCUCUUUUGACACAGGAAGGUGAAAAAUACAGUUACACAAAAUCACUCCUUUUUUUAAAGACAAUUGGUUAACACUGAAAAACUAUUUACCCCAUGAUACCGAUGAAGUGUUAGAAACCUACUGUUAAUCAUGUUUUAUUAAUGUUUUAUGGGAAGUUCGAAAACAAAGUCAAUUAAAUCCUUUUACUUCAGCUUUUUAUGUGUUUUUAGACUUUGUAAAAGCGAAUGAUAUUUCACUGUAACAAAAAUGUACAGUUGAUGAAGACGAUCUUUUCAACAUUAAUAUCAACUAUAAUCUGGGUAACUGUCGAUCUUUGUAGUGCCAACAUCAGCUGCCAUCAUUGUUACUAUAUUAUCAGUUUCUACUAUUAUCUUAACAUUGCAACAACAAUGAAUUUUGAAUGUGCCUUCAGGAAUAAAUAAAGUUAUUCUUGUUCUUACAUUGA